AUGACACAACCAUUUGAAUGUUAUUCUUGUAUGUCUUCCAGUUAUCAGGCAAAAUGGGGAUUUUUGAAAGAAAUGUAUUUUGCCCCAAAAAUGUUUGCCGAUGCUUGUGAUGCUCCAAUUCCUCGAAAAGGCCUUAUACCGACUGUUUUAUGUGCCUCAUUUUGUGUGUCAAUGUUAGAGCCGAGUGUUGAGGCUGGUGUUUUUGUUGGUUUUAAAUAUAUUCGUGGGUGUGGGGAUUUAAUUCUUCGACACGGAUUUAAUAAAACGGCUAUACAAAUACAUAGAUUUGCACAAGUAGACAAAUGCCGUCAAUUACCCCGCGCCCAUUUAUUUAAUCAGCCAAGGCAAUUAGAAGUGGCAGUUACAGGAAAUUUGCAAUUAUGUACUUGUUAUGGUGAAAGAUGUAAUGGAGGGUCUUCUUCUGUUUUAAAAAGAGGAAAAAAUUUGAAAUUUUUAAUUUUAUUUUCUUUAAUUAUUUUAUUUUUUAUUUCUAAGUAUUUAAGGAUUUAA
This is a messenger RNA of Meloidogyne enterolobii, 510 nucleotides long. NCBI's taxonomy places the organism in Eukaryota, Metazoa, Nematoda, Chromadorea, Rhabditida, Meloidogynidae. The record is from the annotation of a GenBank genome assembly.